Ciona intestinalis (vase tunicate) is the source of this 1174-nucleotide messenger RNA. Its product is annotated as homeobox protein Hox-D3. The record is from RefSeq and is a predicted model, not a curated record. Gene Ontology annotation, cellular component: nucleus. Gene Ontology annotation, biological process: regulation of transcription by RNA polymerase II. Gene Ontology annotation, molecular function: RNA polymerase II cis-regulatory region sequence-specific DNA binding; DNA-binding transcription factor activity, RNA polymerase II-specific. NCBI's taxonomy places the organism in Eukaryota, Metazoa, Chordata, Ascidiacea, Phlebobranchia, Cionidae.
CGGGUGAGACGCUUUUAUUUCCUCUUCCAUCGAUUAGUCUAACAGUUUUAGCGAGUGCCAUAAACGGCAAGGUGCAUCCAUAAUCAAAGAAACGAUAAUCAGAGCUCGUUUAAGGCAGCUCUGUAGCAUAAUUUUCUCAUUUGCCUAACAGCUCGCUAAUUACAUUCGGGGUUUUGCGCGCGAAAGAAAGAGGUUCUUGUAUGUGAGAAAGCUGAUGUUGUUAUUGCAAGCUCAUGAAACAUGCAUAACCGCUUGAGGUAAUUAUUGUGUCUUAAUUGAUACAAACGGCUGUCUAUCUCAGACUAUAUAUAACACUGUGGUUGUCGUUUUACGACCAUUCUGGAAAACAGUUCAAUCUAUAUACCCAGUCAGCAGCAUGAUCGAGAACGAGUUACUACCAUUGGAUUUAUCCAAUAAGAAACACUCCAACCAGCAGAAUGACGAUUCUAAACAACAUGCUUGCGAAAAUCAACAAACGAACAAAGAUAUUCCAGAAAAUUUCAGCGCAUCACUUUCGUUCAGAAAUCGUUACGAAGCAAUGCACAGAGAAGAUGCAAUACGGCGUCAUAGAACAGCCUUCUCUCGAUCGCAGUGUGUUCGCUUGGAGCAGGAAUUCUUAAAUGACAAUUACUUAUCAAGAUCAAAGCGUUGCAACCUUGCCAAGGAUCUGGGAUUAUUGGAAGGUACAAUAAAGGUUUGGUUUCAGAACCGAAGAAUGAAAGAGAAACGGAAGCGGAUAGCAAUGUCUGCUUUUCAUAACUAUAACCAGCAGUGUAUGAUCAGAAGCCCAUUUAUAAGUAACUCACGAACUGUGUUUCCACCUCAGGUUUUGCCUUACUUUCCAUACUUUCCAGCAAACUCUCCAAAUGGUUAUUACGGAUCACAUCGCGAUCAUAUAAAUGCAGAAAUGCACAUGCCAGAGACAAGCUGUGAGUCAUUAUCUUCCUCAUACGCAGGAGGGACGUUUCAAUCCUUCCGAACAUCAUCAUCAAUUCCUCAUUAGAACUCUACAUCUCUGUCGCACCUAUUUGUUGGGUAUCGUUCCACGUUCUUUGCUUUUUAUUCAUCACAACCUUUGUUGCAAAUCGCUUAUUAAUAAAAUUGUAUUAUGUUUGUACCAGUUUGUACUACAUAGCAGAGUUCGUAUACAUGUUUAUACAUGGACUCUGAUACG